Molecule: messenger RNA, 6134 nt
Organism: Xiphophorus couchianus (Monterrey platyfish)
Lineage: Eukaryota; Metazoa; Chordata; Actinopteri; Cyprinodontiformes; Poeciliidae
Exons: 2
Coding region: 108-1634 (508 amino acids)
Source: RefSeq, a predicted model, not a curated record
UAACGGAACUGUAGUUUUCUUUUUGCUACGCAUCCUCCGGUCGGUCACCAUUUUUGGGGUCACAGCGGGCAGCAGCGGCCACCUCCACGCCUCACCGUGGCCUUACUAUGGUUCACACAUGUGUGGUGGCAGGUUGUAAGAACCGACGGACGCCCGGCACCAGACUGUCGUUCUACCGCUUCCCACGGGACCCAGAGAGGAAGCAGCGCUGGGUGGCUGCGGUGAACCGAGCGGGCUGGGUACCGAACGACGGCAGCCGGUUGUGUAGUAUCCACUUCAUCUCAGGUAAACAAGUCAAGAAUCCACAUUCGCCCGAUUAUGUUCCUUCUGUGUUCACACCAGUUCCCUUCUUCCCAGACAUGAAGGAGCCAGGUGCCUUGGAGAUCCUGGACAAGCAGGAGGCACGGGUCGAAGCCGCCAAUGCUCUGUUGUUCCUCCAGGGCCAGGGCAGCUCCGCGGUGGACGGGUCGAGCCAAGGCCGGCGUCACGAACAGGAGGCGCCGGAGGUUGCUGUGGAAAAAAGCAGGCCUUCUUCCUUCAGCACCGAUGAAGACGAGGAGCACGACGAAGCCUCCGCGAAAGACAGGAAGAAAGGAAAGUUUGCCCAGAUGUCCGAAAUAUCCGUAAACUUCGACGACAUCUUGAAAGCGCUGAAGAAGGAGAACCGGGCGCUCAGGGAGUCUGUGGAGAAAAUGGCUUUGUCUGAGAACGCUUUCAGGAACGACGCGGAAAAGGUCAAGUUCUACACCGGUUUGCCCAACUACUUCGUCUUAGAGACCGUAAUGUGGCUGCUGGCGCCGCACAUGGACGGGAUGAAAAACACGAAGCUGUCAAAGUUCCAGCAGCUCCUGCUGACCCUCAUGCGCCUGCGGCUGGACCUCCGCAAUCAAGACCUGGGCUACCGCUUCGGGGUGAAAGUCGGCACGGUGGCCAAAACGGUACACCGCAUGGUCAACAUCAUGUCCUCUACUCUGGUGCCGACCGCCGUCUUCUGGCCGUCCAGAGCGGAGCUCCGAAAAAACCUGCCCACUGCUUUGCGCGCAAGCCACCCGGACUGUGCCGUCAUCGUAGACUGCUUCACUGUACCCCUCGAGGAGCCGGCUUCGACGGUAACGGAGCACAGACAACGAGAGACGACCCUUCCUCGCUCCGAGGGAAUGGCGCAGAGUCACAGCUCGCUAAAGUAUCUGAUCGGCGUGGCUCCGCAAGGCGUCGUGACUUUCGUGUCGCGGGGCGCGCCGGGAAGCGUCAGCGACAGGAGCCUGGCCGAGCAUUGCGGGUUUCUGUGCAAGCUUCUCCCAGGCGACGUCGUGCUGGCCUGCCGCGACCUGGACAUCGCGGACUCCGUGGCCGCCCGCGGAGCUCUGCUCCAAAUCGCCGGCAAAGGUGAAGCUCGCGCAAGAUCGGAGGGCUCGCCGGGGCCCGACGCCGCGUCCGAGACGGUGGUCGUGCAGAGGCACGUGGAGCGGGUGAUCUCCAUGGUGAAGCAGAGGUACACCAUGCUCACAGGACCCGUCGAGAGCCCCUUCAGCACCGCCUGCGAGCGCACGUCCAACCUCUCAACCUUUGAUAAGAUUGUGCAAGUCGCUUGUGCCUUAAACAACCUGUGUAUCUCUGCUGCUCCGCUUGAGUGACUCGUACAGAAAGCAAUGCACCACUAAAUGCUGCUCUCCUAACUUUUUACUGUUUCAGACUUCCUGUCACGUGUCUAGUAGGAAAAUUACAUUUAUUUUCACCAAAUCCCAAUUCAGUCACUCUUGAUUAAAAACACUAUUCUUGAAUGUGGCACUAACAAUUACUGACAUGUUAAGUCGAGGAAUGCAACCUUUAGUUUGGCGAGUAGAGGUGGUCCGCAUGGGUCUUGUUUUUCAAACAGUGCCACUUUCAUACAUUUCAUACUGUUUAAAGUCCCUUUAAUAAAAUGCCACAGAAGGCUCAGGAGUGGGCAGAGCCAGGAGUGAAGUCAUCCCUUCAUUCCCUGUUUUGGCACAUCACCACUAUUUGUUUUUGUUUACAAGACGCACAGUUGGCUCUUAUGAAAGGGACAUGAUGAAAACUAGAGAAAACCGUUAUAAAAGGAACACAAGUCAACUUUUUUGUGUAGCACAUUUCAGCCACAAGGUAAUGCAAGGUGCUUUACGUGGUGAAAGUAUCACAUUUUUUCAAAUGUCAUCAUGAGAAAUCAUUGUCUUAAAAAUUGCUGUAAAGACUUCAGAUGAUCUAUGCUUUUCCAAUUAUUAUUAAUCAAGAUUUUCAUCAGAGUAGACUUAAGCCAGAAGACUUGAAUGGUCUUGAAGGUUGACACAACAACAGAUGUGUUUUGGUGCUAAUGCAUUGAAUGAUUCAUAACUAACAACAGUAUCUUAAAGUCUACUGUCUAAGCUAGAGGGAGCCAGUGUAGGGACUUUAGAGCUGGGCUGAGGGUUUUUAUGCAGACCUGUUAGGACACGUAGGCCUGUUACAAUAACACAUUUUGCUGGACAAUAAAUUGUCCCAGAAGUUAUUACGUUCAGCAAUAAUAAUGUUGCUAUGAGAUCAUUUUUGCGUAAUGUAAAAGCAAAGACAUAAUAAUGCGAGCACACUUGUCAAAGAUGAAAAGACUGUAAAUUCUAAUGAACGUUUUACACUGGAACUAGAAGACAUUUUAAAUAUCCAAAAUAAACGAACAGGACUACAGAAACAACAAAUAAAAUGGAUUAGGACGUAGAAAGAGACACGAGAAAAACAAUCAUGCAAUUGCAAAUUAUUGAGCUUGAUUUAUGGCUUAUUGUGGCGAGUCUAAAGACACUUUCACUCAUCAAUUCAACUAAAAAUAAACAUGUGGAUGAAUUUCUCUUGAUCAUUAGUCCUUUAAUCCAAGAAAAGUUCUUUGGGUGAUAGAAGACUGACUUCGUAACUGUCUUUAUGUGUUUCUGAAGGUUCAGAUUUUGGACCUGAUCACUAAUUUCUAGCUUUAAUAGCUGACUCCUGAUUGGUCCAAAAACGUUCGUUGAAAGUAAAGUUGCUACUAGCCCAGAGAAAUAUUACAAAGUCCAGCCAUUUAGCCAGCUAAUAUUAGCUUCCAGUUUUACUCCACGAGGAGCACAACUGUAAAUUAACGAUUCAUAUUCUGCAUUGCAAACACUUAAAAAAAAUUGUUUUAACUAAACACAGCAAGUCUUUACUCUAUAUUUUGCUUUUAGUCUUCCACCUCUUGUGUUCGUCUCGAGAUCAAUUUGUUAAAGCUGACACUGACACAUUUCACACGACUAUUUGUGAUGGAGGUGGCGUUUAAUUCCAGGUUUUACUAAGUAGCUUUAAUUGAAAAAUUUAUUUUAUAACGAAUUGUCAUGAGUGUGAAACGAUUUACGCUCCUAACUGUAAAAGUAUCGAUGUCAUUUUAGUAUCAAGUAACAGGAUGAAAUGCAACUGCUCCCUUUUCACCUUGCUUUAGAUGUUUGUGUGAGUGCGGUGAAGCCACGAUAUCUUCCAUCAAGGUUUUCAUAGACGACUUAUCGUAGUCACUCGCUGCUGCAGAGAAUAACCUGCAUCGGUUAGACCACAUGGUUAUCGCCUUAUCGUGUGCAACACUGGAAAAGAGCAGAGAACUCGGUGCAGAUUUACAACACACUUUAAUGUCCAGCAUGUGUGUGGUCCUUUGGAAAAGUGUAGCCUCAGCUGAUGUUGUUUCUGUGUCUAGAUGUGCUUAUCUCAGCAUUUUCACUGAUAAUGGCAGGUCAGUUUUGUAACUACGGAGAACGUCCCUCUAGGAAUGAUGGGCACAAACUAAAAUCACCCUCUGACCUACAGUGCCUUUCAAAAGUGUUCAUAUUUUGUACCGUUACAUUUUAUUUUAUAUUUCUUGUUGCUUCUUUCAAACAGUGACUUCCUUCUCCCCACUGUUUUCACAGAGAGUGAGUUUGUGGAGUGAAACAUUAGUAGUCAUCCCAUCAACAGAUUCUCCUUCAAAAACGGAUUUAAUUACAAGAGGUGGUGUUGUUGUUUUUGUUUGUUUGUCAUGGAAUAAGUGCAUUGAAUUUCCACAACAGAAUGACACUAAAAUUACCUGUCUUUUUUUUAUUUAUUUUUUUAAAUCUGCUAUUUUUCUUGUCAUUAGGUUGGAAACUACUUUAAAGCUGCGGUAUGUAACUGUUAUUUGAAAAAAAAAAAGUGUAUUUUAUUUAAAUUUUUGCUAAUUUUUAAAAACUCACAAUGUUGUGGUGCGAGACAUUCUGUGAAAAAUGUGGAGUCUAGUGUUAUCUAGAGUCUAGCCUAGUGUUAUUUUGACCGGAAAUAGCACUAUUUCCGGCCAAAAACAACCAAUCAGAGCCAGGGGGAGAGCGUGUUGGCGCCGUCAGUCAUGCUGGUGAACGCGCUGCUAAAUGUGCUAAAGCGGAGGAAGCACUCACAGCUCCAGGAAAACUGUUCAUCCACCGUUUACGGUGGCCAUGCUAACUAGCCUUAGCAUUCGUGACAGGCUCCACUGCUGGGAAGACGCUGUAGCAUGACAGCACCUUCGCAGGCAUGAUUGACAGCGCUGCGACAUGAUUGACAGCGCUGCGACAUGAUUGACAGCGCUGCGACACUUCUCGUGGUUCUGAUUUGUCAUUUCUGACUGGGUUAUUUCUGCAGGUUAGCGCUGGAAGAAGACAGAAGAGCUUGAUUUCUAAUUUUUUUUCAUGACAUAGUGACAAUUUAAACAAAUGCAAAAAACGUUUCUGAAAGUUAAAUACCACAGCUUUAAGGGGUAUAAAAACGUCUUCAAGGCAACUUUUUUUUUUUUCUUUUUUUUUUUUUAAGCUUCCUUUGAGCAUUUUCAGUGCAACUCUGAAAGGACUUUUUUAUUUUUUUUGGGGCGGGGGGCAGUCCUCCUUUGCAGAAGUUAAGCUAGACCAGAACAUAAUCUUUUAACGGUGAUACUAUUUUAAGGCUGUUGGUAAAGUUGCAUAUUUGAGUCCUGCGACGGUAAUGAGGGACAUUUUUUAUUAUAUCUGAGUUGCUUUGGUUAUACACUGUAAUUAGGGAGCAGAACAAAGCACUCAGCUCUGAAAUGUGUUGUCCAUAUUGUAAUUCCUGCAGUCAGACUGCAUUAAACAAGUAAAUUAAAUGUCGUCCUUUCUUUUAUGUAAAUUGUCUCCCCAAAUAUCGAGAUGGCAAUUUUAUUGUCUUGUUUUAUUUAGCUGUAUGUUUUGGGGUUUUUUUGUGGCAUAAUUUGACAAAGGAUAUUUUAAGGAGGAAAAGACUUUUUUUUUCUUCUUCUUCUGCCAAACACAUGAACUUCAGCAGGGAAUGCAUGUGAAAUAAAUUUUCAAAGGUUUUAGCCACAGUGUUAGCUAAUAAUUAGCUGUAACUAGCUGGUUCGGGCCACGCACAUUAGUUACAGUUGAGUAGUUCAGUUGAGACAUGUGGUAUGAAGACCUGCUCUUCAUGGUACCUAAUAUUUAAAAAAAACAGAAAACUUUUGCAUUUCUUGUGCCUUAGUUUGUGAAGACGUUGCAGAUCAUUCUGUUUUCUACAGAUAGCUAGCUUUGUACCCUUUUUAAAUAUUUGCUCAACUUUGGCAUCCAUUCUUAAAUUGCAUUACUUGUUGUUGUCCACUGACGCAAUGUGUGCGUAAUCCUCUUGGUUGACUAGACACCGCGUUUAUCUUUGGUAAUUCUUGUUGGAAAACGUCUAGAAAUCCAGGAUUAGAACGGGUUUCAUUCUUUUGUUCAGGCUUUAAAAUGGAUUUGGAAAGAUUUUUCACCCGAUGCUGGGGCCUCUCUGGCUGACUCGGUCCAGUUACUGAGUUUCAGGAGGUGGUAGUUCGUAGGCAGAAGCAGUUUUGGGCUCAGAAUGUGCAUCUGCUCACAUCUGUGCACCUCGAGCUGUCUGCUCAAGAGGGAGAUACUGGGGAAAGUCUGUCAUAUACUUGAAAGACCAGUUUUCAUUCAGUUUCUGUAAAGGGGGGGGGGGUUGUGGUUUCUAGAAACACCAUUUUUUCCUGGUGAGCUAGUUUCAAAAUAAAAGGAGCUUUUCCAAUCGAAUUGAACAUGUUCAUGCUGUACCCUUUCUGUACUGACUGUAUGCGCUUCCUUGUUGAAGUUUAAAGUUUCACCCUGACUCCUCUGAUGCGGCCUCCGUGACUGAAAAUUAAAGUUUGGCACAAUUCUGCA